GAGAGAUAAGAGUGUGACAAGGCUUUAAACGAAGGGACCAAGAAAAGUCUUAAGUGAAAUUAAUUAUCGUAUUUAUCGUCUCUCGUAAACACGUAUCGGUUGUACAAGUGUUUAAAAGUGUAGGGCAAGGUUAUGCUUUUAUUUUGUUGUUCGUAAACAAGCUACAAAAAAAAUCCUUGGAUAGUAUCUGUGUUUCAUAAGUUGUUCAAGAAUUUGACCCCAAAAAAAUAUGGGUCUUCAUCAAUGGUACUGGGAAAGAGACGUGAUUGAGACCGACACACCAUCAAGACAGGAUGGAUUGGACUAUGCAACCGAGUUAUUGCACAGACAAAAGGGUGCCAGGUUCAUUGUUGACUGUGGCAGAGAAAUAACCAAAGUUUAUAAUACUUUUGCAACUGGUGUGGUUUUUUUUCAUCGAUUUUACAUGUUCCGUUCUUUCAAGACAUUUCCUCCGUAUGUGACUGCUGCAUGCUGUCUGUACUUGGCUGGGAAAGUAGAGGAAACACCAAAAAGGUGUAAAGACAUAAUAAAGACUGCAAAAGCUUUGCUCAAUGAAAAAGAUUUUGCCUCCUUUGGCGAAGACCCAGUAGAAGAGGUCAUGGCAAUGGAAAGAAUUUUAUUGCAAACGAUCAAAUUUGAUCUGAUAGUAUUUCAUCCUUACUUUUUCUUGAAGAAGUACAUCAAGUGCCUCAAAGCAAACAAAGAACUGUUACAAGAAGUUCUGCAGAUGGCGUGGAACUUUGUCAAUGAUAGUUUAUGUACAACACUGUCAAUCGAAUGGGAACCCGAAAUAGUGGCCAUUGCUAGCAUUCACUUGGCUGGUAAGUUGUGCAAGUUGAAAAUUUCAGGUUGGACUGGUAGAAUACCUGAUCAAAAACACUGGUGGGAUAUGUUUGUUCAAGAUCUAAACCUGAAUGUUUUGGAUGAUAUUUGUCACCGAAUUCUGGAUCUGUAUUCUUCAAAGGACAAACAAUCAAACUUGGUUGCAUAUGUGACGAAAGCCAUAAGUCAAAAAACUUCUGCCCUUGCUGAACCAACAACUCCACCAAAGGUUGAGUCACCAUCUCAGCAGUCGGCAGAGACAUCGAAAGUGGUAACCUCGUGGCCGCCAUUUCCAACAAUGCCACCUACGAACAAUCCAAUGCAGCCGUCUUUUACACUCCCAAACUUAACAGUUCCUCCACCGACGACGCACGUACCGUAUCCUAUGACAAAUCUCACUGUUCCUCCGCCGACACAUUUUCCUCCAGCAAAUCUAACAGUGCCUCCACCAUCAAUGAUGAACUAUUACGAUCAGUACAUGCCGUACUAGUUUUAUCGUAAAAUAGCUUCGUUAUAUUUUUAAAGAAACAUAAUGCUGAUCGUCUUACGAGAUGCAUGCAGUUGUGCGUUACAAAUAACCGUUUAAAAUAUUAUGUGUUGAUUUUAUUCAUUUUUAGAUUGAAUUGUAUUAUUAAAUCAAUUUUUGCAAUUCCGAUAGCGCAAUUGCAAACGCACUAUCACGAACUGAAAAUUUGGUGAUGGGUCAGAAAGACUUUAGCAAAAUGAACGUUUAUUAAUUGUUCCACUCACGAUGUUUGCGUGAUUUUUUUGUUUUUUUUUGUUUUGUUUUUUUAUAUUUGUUGUUUCAGAAAUCCAAACAUCCCCGAUCGUAUCUGUUAUAGAAAUUUAACCACACAAUCAUCAGUCAUUUAUUUAGUUGUUAAAGUUUUAUCAAUGUUUGAAUAUUUUAUUUUCCGCCUAUCUACUAUGUAUAUAAUUGUAAAU
This is a messenger RNA of Copidosoma floridanum, 1767 nucleotides long. Its product is annotated as cyclin-K. The record is from RefSeq and is a predicted model, not a curated record. Gene Ontology annotation, molecular function: cyclin-dependent protein serine/threonine kinase regulator activity. Lineage: Eukaryota; Metazoa; Arthropoda; Insecta; Hymenoptera; Encyrtidae. Gene Ontology annotation, biological process: regulation of transcription by RNA polymerase II.